Rosa rugosa (rugosa rose) is the source of this 2433-nucleotide messenger RNA. RefSeq names its product NAC domain-containing protein 82-like. Bases 291 to 1556 code for a protein of 421 amino acids. The transcript has a single exon. The record is from RefSeq and is a predicted model, not a curated record. Gene Ontology annotation, biological process: regulation of DNA-templated transcription. Lineage: Eukaryota; Viridiplantae; Streptophyta; Magnoliopsida; Rosales; Rosaceae. Gene Ontology annotation, molecular function: DNA binding.
UUUACUCUCUCUCUACUUCUUCGAUUUUGCUCCGAUCGUUUUGUUUUCCCGGUCAUCUGUUUGCUUUGGCGGUGAAAAUUUUGGUUAGGGUAACGAAUUUGGGGCCUUUGCGAUUUUGUGUGCUUGCAUCGAAAAUCCGUCUCGGAUUUGAUAGUGUAUUGGAUUUUGUUUUUUUUUUUUGGCAAUUGAUAAUUUUAAUUGUGUGAAAGGCAGUAUUGAUAGGGUUUAGGGUUUAGGGUUGAAUUGCUAUCAUUUGCUUCACAUUUGAAACUUAACAUCUGGAUUGUGUGAUGGGGAAAUCAUCUUUGCCUCCUGGCUUUCGGUUUAAUCCCACUGAUGUUGAGCUGGUACAAUAUUAUUUGAAGAGGAAGGUAAUGGGGAAAAGACUCCAUGUUCAAGUUAUUGCUGAGGUGGAUAUUUACAAGUCGGCUCCUUGGGAUCUUCCGGACAAAUCUUGUUGGAGAAGUGGAGAUUUGAAAUGGUACUUCUUUUCUCCUAGAGAGAAAAAAUAUGCACGCGGAGCUAGAAUGAAUCGUGCCACCGACUGUGGGUACUGGAAGACCUCGGGAAAGGAUAGGUCUGUUGUUUACGAUAGUGAAGUUGUCGGGUGGAUAAAAACAUUAAUUUUUCACACAGGUCGAGCUCCACGAGGAGAACGGACUAAUUGGGUUUUACAUGAGUAUAGGCUUGAAGACAAGAACCUGGUUGAUUUGGGUGUGCCUCAGGAUUCUUAUGUGCUCUGUAUGGUUUUCCAAAAGGAUGGGAUAGGACCGAGAAGUAAUAAACAAUAUGGUGCACCCUUCAAAGAGGAAGACUGGACUGAUGAUGAGGUUGAAACUGAUGUAGUUCCAUAUGUAAACAUGUCUGAGCCAAACCUUGUUCAUGCAAACAUGCAUGAGCCAGAGCCAGACCCUGAUCAAGUACUUGUUAAUUCAAACAUCACUGAGCCCGAUCUUGUUUAUGGAAAUUUGCCCGACCCAUACCUUGUUCAUCCAAACAUGCCUCAAUCAGACCUUGGUUGUGCAAACAUGCCUGAGCCAUACCUGGUCUUGCCCAGCAACUAUAAUAGUUCUAUUGCUACUCGAACCAAUUCCCAUGAGUCUUGCGUUUCUGAUAUCUUGCCACCUUCUAGCAAUGUUCUCCAGUCUGUUUCCAGUAAUUAUGUUACAACAGAGAAACCUCAUGUUUCAACCGAUGAUGAUAUCAUGUCGAUGCUUAAUUGCUUUACAGAAGAAGGAACUUUCUCCAUGGGUGACAUUGACAAAAAUGAGGAGCUUGAUAAUUUCAUUUAUUCGGGAGAUGCUAAUCCUAUAGCUGAUCUUGAAAUAUGUGAUACUUAUGAAGAUCUGGGAGGUUUUAGCAAAGAUGGAUAUAAUAUCCCCAAUGGAGCUAAUUCUGGAGCUCCAGGUGAGAAUGAGCCAUAUCUGGAGCUAGUUGAUCUUGACAAACCUUUGAAUGACAAUAAUUCUCUGUUUCCAAUGAUUAGUCCACCUCGUUCUUUUCUUGGAGAAACACCUUAUGAAGACUUGUUCUUUUCAUGGAGAGAUGACUUGUGAAGACUGGAUGUGUUAAAUAAUGUGAACUUCUGAAAAUAUCAUUGCUUCAACAUCAAGUUCUGACCUUGAUGUUGAAUUGAAUGAAACUGUUGAUUUUGGAGUAUGAGGCGUAGCUAUUGAUUUUGAAUUGAAUGAAACUGUUGAUUUUCAAUCUGCUGCUGUUCUUUUAAUUGUGUAUUUUGAUCAUGAAAUACAUAUGUAUGCAAACUAUAGAAUUAAGGUUAGUGCUUUUGCAGCUUUGCUUUGUGUAUUGUAUUUGAAGUAUCUAUUGUUACAUGUCACGGAUUCUUCAUAAUGUUGUUAGCUGAAGUCCAAACUGAAGGGUUUUAAUUGGUUGUCAAAUUUUGUAGGGCUAACUUCCCAGCUUGGAUGGUUUAAGUUAUUGGUUCUUAUUUGUUUCGACUUUGAUUUCCCAGUUUAGUUUAAAGAUUUAGAAUUGAAGAUCGAAAGUUUUGAAUUUGAUGAGAAGAAUUAGUUUCUAAACAAUGCCCAUUAGCAGCAAUCAAUUGGUGUUAUUUGAAGUUCUUUUUUUUAUGCACUGUGUUAAUUGCUGUCUAUCUUCACUGUGUGAUGGUCAGAUAGAGCUAGGAUUGAGUCAUAAGGCAGUUCUUCUUUUAUUGCUGUUAAUGCUUGAUUUGAGAUCAAAUAUUCAACUACCUGGGGUGUAGUACAUGAACUCUUGUUUUUCCUGGGUGUCUGUGUUUCUAAGCUUUUCGGAUUCAUUUUCAGAGAGUAUCAGACAAAAUUUAGUCAAUGAGAGUGUGUGUGUAUUUUGCUUUGAGGUUUAUCACCGGCAGAUUUGCAGUUCUUGCUGUUAGGGUUGGGGCUUUUCAGAAGUUACCAUCCACGCUUACAUUGAGGAAACUUAUAUGGAUUC